This is a messenger RNA of Anoplophora glabripennis (Asian longhorned beetle), 965 nucleotides long. RefSeq lists its product as uncharacterized. Lineage: Eukaryota; Metazoa; Arthropoda; Insecta; Coleoptera; Cerambycidae. The record is from RefSeq and is a predicted model, not a curated record. The coding region runs from base 61 to 651 and encodes 196 amino acids. The transcript has 3 exons.
UAUGUUGAAAAGAGGUUUUUGUGAUAGUGUUAUAGUUAACUUCAGAGGGAUUAAGUGAAAAUGUUUAAAAUGAAUAAGUUUAUAACAGUAAUGAGUUUUGCACUCUUAAGUGCUAGAACCCUUUGUGAAGAUUCCUGUCCACUGGAUUCUAUUAAGCCAAGUCUAAAUGUAACACAGAUGAUUGGAAGAUGGCACGAAUAUAAGAAGACAACCAAUUUUCUGAUUGAUAAUGUAUGCACCACAUACGAAGUAACUUGCCCGAAUAGUGAAAUAUCCGCUUGUAAUGUAAAUUUAUUACCAAAUGGAACAAAUACAGGCUAUACAAACAUUUUAACAGUAAAUGGAACAUCUACAGUGUGGGGCAAACUUACAAUAUUUUUUAAUGUAGAUUCAGCAGACCAAUUUGCUAUUCUCUGGAACUGCAAAGACGACACUAAAGAUUAUGAACUUGCUGCGUUAGUGAGAGAUCUAUCUGAUGAAGACACAAUGAAGAAAAUAGAUACAUUACUGGUUAAUUCCGCAAUCAAAUAUCAGUACGAAUUGGAAAUUAUAAAUAAUACAUUAUGUAGUGGUGCCAAAAAAUCAACAACACAUGUACCCAUAUUACUUGUACUAUUAGUUACAAUAUUUGCAGAUACAACAAAUACAUAAUUAAAUUUUGUAUUGUCAUUUUGUAACAUAUAUUAUUUACUAGAUUUAGAUCAUAUUUUGCAUACUUAUUUUAAAUUAAAUAAAUAUCAAUUAAAUAACUAUAUGGGAAAAUGUUUUCUAAGUUUCACAAAUCUUAUUUAAUCAAUAAUAAAUACAAAAUAUUAACAAGAAUGUAAUUCGUAAGUGACAAAUAAAAAAAAUUUUAUAAACGCAAACCAGAACUGAAAAGUAUGAUAUAUCUUAAGAGAGUUUUAUGUCAAAUUUCAAGAAAUGGAAUUUUAUUCAACCAUUAUUUAUUAAUUAUAAAUUUAAUA